CUGUGUGUGUUGUCUGGUUAGUAUUCUGGAGAUCGCAGUCAGAGGACGUGAGGUCUGGCUGCUUCACCGGGAACCAGACAGUACAUGACGCCGCGCUGCGCGUCACUUUGAUGGGGGAAAUUGGCCUCCGCUCGUUUUAUUUUAGUGGAAAUUAUGCAAUUUCCAGACAGAUGCACUCUUUUUCCAGUGCCCGUGUCUCCAGACGCACCAGCUUGACUCAUUUAGGUUUUUACUUCUUUACAAAGACGGUCAGAAGCUCUCCGGAACGGGGAAAGGCAAGCCUCAUGAGUUGGCCUCGUGGAUUGCAUCGACAAAAUGGAUUUAACUAAAAUGGGUAUGAUACAGCUCCAGAACCCCAACCACCCCACUGCCCUGCUGCAGAAGGCCAACCAGAUGCGUCUGGCCGGGACUCUUUGUGAUGUGGUCAUCAUGGUGGACAGCCAAGAGUUUCAUGCUCACCGGACUGUGCUAGCUUGUACCAGCAAAAUGUUUGAAAUCCUCUUCCACCGCAGCAGCCAGCAUUACACCCUGGACUUUCUUUCACCAAAGACCUUUCAGCAGAUUUUGGAGUAUGCUUACACUGCCACACUCCAGGCCAAGGUGGAGGACUUGGAUGAUCUUCUAUAUGCAGCAGAAAUCCUGGAGAUCGAAUAUUUGGAAGAACAAUGUCUCAAGAUUCUGGAAACCAUCCAGUCCUCAGAUGAGAAUGACGUGGAGGUCAGUGCUAAUGAUGGCAGCACAGAGGAAGAUGAGGAGCGCAAAGGCCAGAAUGGAGCCAAAAUCUCUAAAAAACAUUCUAUUGAGAGCUCCUAUUUGUCAGGUAUCCAACAAGCUGCCAACGUGUCCGGCGUUGUUGAUCAGAGUCCUUCCGUCUCUACUUCCUUCAACAUCUCCAACAUGAGUCCCACCAAAGCCGCCGUCGACAGCCUGAUGAGUAUUGGCCAGUCUCUGCUGCAGCAGGGCUUUGGUGCUGAGCAGCUUAUCCAUGCUAACUCUCAUCACCUAAUGUCUGAGAUCAAGACUGAAAACAUGCAGGUGGACAUGAGCGGAAAUGGCCACGAAAGCCCUCAGAACAUGGAGUCCAGCGCCUCCAGCAACGGAGAGCGAAGCGGAGAAGACAGGAACCGAGACGGCCCCGGAACGCCAACCAGGAGCAGCGUGAUCACCAGUGCCCGAGAACUCCAUUACGUCCGCGAUGAAAGCAUGGGCGACCACCAAGCCGAAGUCAGUCAGAUGGGGCUGGAAGCAAUGACAGAGAAACAUCUCGCCUCGCUAUACUCCCUACCUGUUAAUCACAAAUCAGACACCAUGAUGUCCAUGCCGGUGUCCAUGGCCUCUGCUCUCCCCAUGUCUCCGGCCCUGGCUAUGUCUAUGGACUUCAGCACCUACGGGGGCCUCCUGCCCCAGAGCUUCAUCCAGAGGGAGUUCUUCAGCAAGCUGGGGGAGCUGGCGGUGGGCAUGAAACCCGACGGCAGGAACCAGCACGAACGCUGCAACGUCUGCGGUGUAGAGCUGCCAGAUAAUGAAGCUGUGGAGCAGCACAGAAAGAUGCACAGUGGAAUGAAGACCUACAGCUGUGAGCUUUGUGGGAAGAGCUUUCUGGACAGUCUCCGUCUACGGAUGCAUUUGCUGUCUCAUUCAGCUGGAGAGAAGGCCAUCGUCUGUGACCAGUGUGGCGCCCAGUUUCAGACCGAGGAAUCCCUGGAAGCUCACCGGCAGAUCCACACUGGCUCAGACAUGGCCAUCUUUUGCCUUCUUUGUGGGAAGCGUUUCCAGACCCAGACAGCACUGCAGCAGCACAUGGAAGUGCAUGCCGGUGUUCGCAGCUACAUUUGCAGUGAAUGCAACCGUACUUUCCCCAGCCAUACUGCACUCAAACGUCACCUUCGCUCACACACAGCAGGGGACCAUCCAUUCGAGUGUGAAUUCUGCGGGAGCUGCUUCCGAGACGAGAGUACACUGAAGGGCCACAAGCGCAUCCACACCGGGGAGAAGCCCUAUGAAUGUAACGGCUGUGGGAAGAAGUUCAGCCUCAAGCACCAGCUGGAAACCCAUUACCGCGUGCACACAGGUGAGAAGCCAUUCGAGUGCAAGCUGUGCCACCAGCGAUCCAGGGACUACUCGGCCAUGAUCAAGCACCUGCGCACCCACAAUGGAGCCUCGCCCUACCAAUGCACCAUCUGCCUGGAGUACUGCCCCAGCCUGUCAGCCAUGCAGAAGCACAUGAAAGGUCACAAGCCUGAAGAUAUCCCCCCAGACUGGCGUAUAGAGAAGACCUACCUGUACCUCUGCUAUGUCUGAGAUGGGAUUGGAGUGAAGUGAAAUAUGAGGGAGGGAAUUUGGGAAGAGGGGUAAGAGGAAUGUAACGGAGCUGGUAGGAGGUCUUGAAGAUUGAGGAAUGUCAACAAGAAGAUGCUUGAAAAAAAAAAAGAGGGUUUUUGUUUGUUUGUUUUUUUACAUGCAAAGGCAACGAUGAGGAGCUGGGCAUAGGGGCAGGGACGGUGGGACUAAAAGACUUGGACGUAGAGAGACGUUCUCCACCAUUGUUCGGAUUCACCGGGUCGUUCACUACAUCUGCAAUUGUGUUAAUGUUUCAGGUCAUUUCAUGCAGCACCACAAAGCAAGUAGGCUGCAAAGAAGUGACUGGAUGCUGCUGCCACAUUGGUGAGAAAGCAGAUUCUCAAGGGCUAUCUGACCUCCACAUCCUUCCCUCAGUUUCAUCCUCUUUUUCUGAAAGCUUUUUUUAUUUAGUGAGAUAUCGUUCACAUUGCUUUCUGUUGUCUUGCUUUUUAAAUAUUGCAUUCAUAUAUGGCUUGUAAAAAACUAUUUUCCAAGAUAAUAUGCCCCGAUUAUGAAAAUAUUUUAACUAACAUUCUUCUUAUGUUCUUGUACUGUUUUUGUUUCCUUUUCAAUGCCCAAAAUCUGCAAGUUUGUGUCCAUUCCUGAAUCCCACCAGAAGGGGUGGCGGCUCUGAGAUAGCCCCUGAGAAUCAGUAUCAGAGCCUGCAGGCUUAUGCAGUAGAUGAGACAAUUGAACUGGACUAGUGGGAGUACUAAAAUGCUGCAAACCAAGCUCCCAUUUGGUUACGACCAGGGAAGACACUACCCCUGCUCCUCCCUGGAGGUUUCACCAGUUUCUUCAGCGGUCUUUCUGGGUCUGCAUUACUUCUCAAGUGCAGGUCAGAGAUGCUCGAGUCACCACUGGCCGCUCAAGUCCAACAAGCAUCACUUUUAAGUCAUAUGUUAUUAUUUUUUUUAGCUCUGCAUCAUAGUUUAUCAUGGCUUGAUUGCACAGGUAAAGCAAACUACGACAACAGUCUCUGUUUGAUGUCAGCAAGGUAUAUAAACCCUUCAAUGAAAUAUAACUCCCAAUUAUGAUAUCGCACAAUAAAACCCAGCCAUAUCCAGCAAUAGAUAACUGGACUGCUUCUACCCAUGCGCAUUUAUCCUAUCGGUAUCUCACACUAACAAUAACCAACAUAAACUGACUCAUAACAAUAAUGCUUUGGUUGCUGAAUAUCUGUCAACUCACCACAGUGGAGGAAAAUGAAUCAUAAGUGGAGAAGGGUCUUCAUCGUGAAUCCUGUGACUGUUCGUAGUGAAUGUGGAAGUAGUUCUGAGGAUGCCGUAGCUGCACAACCCCAACAUUUGUCAGUUUUAAGGACUGUAAAUGGCAAAAGCCCUGAAUGUGAACAUUUGAAAGUGAGGUGCGAAUAAGCCUGUAUGGAAAUGCAAGUUUACGCUGUCUGUUUAUUCAACUUCAGGAACCUAAAAUUCCCACCUUCAGACAUUGUUUUAAUACUUUUCCUGCCUGGAAGUUAUAAAACAGGAACAUUUGAAAUGUGCACCCUACUCAAUUCUAGGGAAAAGAAUGCUGGAAAAGUAAAGGUUCUGACAUUUAACCUGUGUGGCAUGUCCAGUCACACAAGUGAAUGUCAGGACAUCUUCUAGUAAAUUACAUAUCCAACAGGCAGGGUGGGGGAGUCACUGAUUGGAUGAGACACAGCCAGGCAGUAUAUGAGCCUUUUCUGUGGUUGAGUCUGUGCGCUUCGUCCCUCUCGUCUCUUUGUGGUUCUUUUUAUUGACCUUGAGUUUGAGCUCAACACAUCGUACUUGAAUUACUUCUCUUUGUCUUUUGCUUUUUGUGACCUCAUGUUCCUCAUGUAUUUUAUAAUUUCCCUUGUGUUUCACAUGUACAUUUUGUUUUGAUCGGAGGAUUUAUUGCAGAACAUGUGAUGAGGCGAAGCACGCUUGCAGAGAGAUUAAGUGCCACAGAGAAAAGAUUGUGUUUCUUUUUCAUUUUGUUUUCUUUGUUACCAAAUUUGGUAUUAUUAAGUGUGUUUGUUAAAGAGCCGGAUGGUUCGGUCAUUUGUUAUAAAAGCUACCUCUGUUUUCAUGCUUGUUUUUUGGUUAAACAAAACCCACAUUCUUCUGUGUGUUUUUGCAUUACUUGUCAAAGCUACUUCAUCUCAUGCCAUUUUAAGUUGAUUUAUGAUUGUCUGUUUUUAAGAAAAGUGUGCAUAAAAGGGCAAAGCGGAGGUGGACAGGAUGAGAAAAGUCAUUCAAUGGAUGUUUAUUCUUCUCUUACGUUCUCCCCAUGCGCCUCCAACAACAGAAGAGCAGAGGAAAAACAAAAAAAGAAAAGUUAAAAAAAGCAAUUUUGAAGCCUUAAAGAGACGAGUAAGACGGAUGAGUUCUGUUGCUUUUUGAGAGCGUUUAAAAACAAGAAUUUAAACUUGAACAUAUGUGAAUAGAGUUGUAGUUUUGUAAUGUGAAAUAAUUAAAAAAACAAAGUGAGCGGGAUGUUGGUUGGAAACGCUGCAGCGCGCAGGGCAGGUUACGCUUGAUGCCGAGCGCACUGGACAAUUUAGAAGUGCAAAGCGUAAUCAAAGAAAGAAAAGAAAAAAGACAAACCAGAAGGUUAAAAAUAGAACUCCUCCUUUUGAGAGAAGCAUGGGUGUCUGUUUCUGAAGAAGAGCCAACAGAAGCAAUUUGAUAUAUAAAAAAAUUGUGAUAUUUUUGUAUUCAGUGUCAGUCCUUUUUUCCAUUUUUGUGGAGGAUUAAAGCAGGGCACAAAUAAUAUUUGUAUUUCUUUUCUUUUUUUUUUUACUGUUUUUGUUUCCCUCUUUCUGGGUGUGAAUCGUUUUUGCCUUGUUCCUCUUUGAUAUUGUUGGACAAAAACAAAAGGAAAAAAACAAAUUGUGUGAACAUGUUGUAAUUAGUGUUGCUUUCUGGAUGUCAGUUGCAUUGUCGGUGAAGGACUAAAUCUAGCCACCACCAGUUGUACAAGUGUCUGUAAAAACAAAGAAACAAGACGAUACGAAAAGAGGAAAAAAAUAACGGAACGGCAGACAGGGGGCGCUGCCACACCGACCAAUUAGUACUUCUCAUUCAGUUGUUUGUCAAUCACACUUGACUGUCGACAUUUUUUAUUUAGUUUAUUUUUUGUACUUGAAAAGAAGAAGGGAUGGCAUGUCCCGUGGUGUCUUGCCAUUUUAUUCUCAAACACUGUGAGCUGAGGGGGGAGGGCCCUUCAGAUAAAAUCCACCUACUAUAAUAAUAAUAAAAACAAAGUCACGGUUCAGUGUAAACGCCACAAUGCAAGACCCGUUCAGUCACAUUAUCCUUCUCAUCGUCCUCUGAAUGUUUUCUACUCGUUGGCGUGUGUGAAAAAGUGUGUAACUGUGUGUGUGUGUGCGGGGUAGGGGGGGGGGGAUAUCAGUGGGAAAAUGCACUAAUCAGAUACAAAAUAAAAUGAUAUUCUAUGCCACUUUUUUCUGUUGGGGAAAAAAUAUAUAUAUAAAUAUAUACAUAUACAUUGGCAUCGAUAUAGUUCUUCCCUCAGUGUUCCUCGGGUGUUUCUGUACUAUCUUUGUGCCUAAAAAUGGAAAUUGUUCGACAAAAAUAAUCCAUCUGUAUCUGCUUACGUUCUGUAUUUCCAAAAGAAAAUAAAAGUGUUGUCUCCAGUACCCUAGGGAUGUCAUGAAGCUCAAAUUAUGACUUCUUUUUAGAGCAAAUUAUUGCAAUAAACCCUCUGGAUUUAGUUCUUUAAGCUGCACUGUAUUAUUGGCAUCCGGAAGCAUUUUCUCAGCACCCAGAUAAACAAAAAAGUUUGCAUAUUUAUGCAAUUAUUAUUUGUCCACCAACAGGUUUGCUGUUGAGGAUUUUUGACGAGAAAAUUAAUGAGAACCGCCAUCCGUGUAGGUUGGCACUAGGGGUUUUUUUCCCUUCUGCUUGGUUUCUGUUUAUUAAACUACUUUUUAUUUCUUAUCCCCUCAUUCUACGAGAUGCAUUUAUCAGUCGGGGAUGUAAAAUUUGGUCCGAGAGGAAUCAUGGCAUCCCUGGAAGCUGGCACUCUGUGUUUUUGGUGUGGUGUUUUCUAGAACAAAGUAGCCAUUUUCAUGCAGUGUUGCAGUGCAUGUGCCAUUGAGGUCUAGACUAAAACUGUUUGAGUAACAAAGCACCAAGACAUUGUAUUUUUUUAAUAUUAGCACUGAGGACCAAUUGCCCUGUCGGACCAAGCGUGACAAAGCUUAUUUUGUUGGUUUUUUGUAUCGUAACAGCUUUUUAAUAAAGCUUUUUCCCUGUCUUUCCCUGGCUUUGUCUGUGCUACUUCUCUCCUCCAUUGUUGUGACAGCACAAGUGCCAGUCGAGUUGCUCUGUAUUAAGAAAAUAGUGUUUCUAUUAUGAUUUGAAUUGUUUUAGUUUUUGUCUACCUCAGCACCUAAUCUUAGCCUAAUCUUAGAAGGUGCCCAAUUAUUAUUUUUUGUUUUCUUUUGUUGUUGUUGUUAUUCUGGUAUUGUUGUCACUUGUACAAAAAUACAAUAAAAAAAAAGGUUUUUGACAUUUUGCAUUAGAGCUUUGCGAAGGUCCUUUGUCUUUUCCGAUGACAACGUGCUAUUUUUUGGUUCAUUUUGUUUUCGUUUUGUUUCCCGUGGCAGUACGUUUCCUGUUUAAGCUGUGGCACCAAUCUAUAGCCACCGUCUGUUGAUAUAGAGGUUGUUUUUUCCUGUUUUGUUUCUAUCCAUGUAGAUUCAGACACAUCUUUGUAACAUUUCAGUGUUCUCUGAUGAAGUGUUGAAAAAAAAUAUAAAAUAAAAAGGAACAUUAAAAGAUUUAAUGCUGCAGGUUCUCUUCUCCAUGUUGUCAAUAAAGUCAAUGUUGUGCCUUUGAUAGUAAAAAAUAUAUUAAAAAAUAAUCUUUUUUUCAAAUCCUUCUAACAGUAGAUUGUUGAUUGAAGUGGGGUUUUUUUUUCAAUUGUAUUUUUAUUUAUGGCUCUCAUAAUAAAAAAACAAAUCAUGAUGUUGAGUUGUAUACUUUCAAUCUGCAGUUAGAAAACAAAAUAAAAAAUGGACUUCA
This is a messenger RNA of Girardinichthys multiradiatus, 7358 nucleotides long. RefSeq names its product zinc finger and BTB domain containing 16a (gene zbtb16a). The coding region runs from base 316 to 2301 and encodes 661 amino acids. Gene Ontology annotation, biological process: regulation of transcription by RNA polymerase II. The transcript has 7 exons. NCBI's taxonomy places the organism in Eukaryota, Metazoa, Chordata, Actinopteri, Cyprinodontiformes, Goodeidae. Gene Ontology annotation, molecular function: DNA-binding transcription factor activity, RNA polymerase II-specific; protein binding; RNA polymerase II cis-regulatory region sequence-specific DNA binding. Gene Ontology annotation, cellular component: nucleus. The record is from RefSeq and is a predicted model, not a curated record.